Molecule: messenger RNA, 4098 nt
Organism: Acanthopagrus latus (yellowfin seabream)
Lineage: Eukaryota; Metazoa; Chordata; Actinopteri; Spariformes; Sparidae
Product: guanine nucleotide-binding protein G(olf) subunit alpha
Exons: 12
Coding region: 722-1861 (379 amino acids)
Biological process (GO): adenylate cyclase-modulating G protein-coupled receptor signaling pathway
Cellular component (GO): heterotrimeric G-protein complex
Molecular function (GO): GTP binding; GTPase activity; G protein-coupled receptor binding
Source: RefSeq, a predicted model, not a curated record
UAAACGGGUUGCCAGUUUGGGUCAGGGCCACCUCACUGACUGGAAGCCAAGUAGAAGAAGAAGAAGAGACCCAGCCCCUCUGUAAACCAGCACAGAGGCAGUCCGGGUUUCCAACUCUUCGCCGAUUAGUUUGAUAGCCGGAUAGCGAAAGACUAAAUCGGGAAUGGCUCCUCUGUCUUUGCCACACGAGUUAUAAAAUGUUCUAUCAGUGCGGGUUGUUAAUGUUACAGUUUAACGCAGGUUUGUUUUCCACCUCCACGGUCCACGGCUACUUCCUGGUGCCACAGAGAGAGGCAGUGCUGAGUUAAAGAGACAGAAAUACUGAUAGAAAUUCAGAUAGAAAAAAAAACACAGAGAGAAGAGAGGGGUUGGAGACGCGAUAGGAACAGUUGACUGGAUUCCCAGGAAUUGAAAACCCUCUCUCUCUCCUCUUAUUUAUAUGUAUUUUUGAUAUUUCUUUUGUUUUACCGAGUCGUUAUUCUUCGUCGGUUUGUAAACCAACAAACGGUUUGGAUGACGGUUGGCUGCGGCUAAAGCGGAAUUGUAACGGGGAACAUAUUCCUCCCUCCGACGGAGAAGCCUCGCAGAGAUUUUUCCUCUUUUUUAUUUUUAUUUUACAGUAGACUCAUUCCUGUGUCAUUUUUAAAACCACGACAUCAUCCCGGCUGUUAUUUUAUAUAUUUUUUUACGAUUCCACAAGGAAGGGUUAGGGCGACGGAAGAUGGGUUGUUUGGGCAACAGCAAGACUGAAGAUCAACGCAUCGACGAAAAGGCACAACGAGAGGCUAAUAAAAAGAUAGAAAAACAGUUGCAAAAGGAAAGACAAGCGUAUAAAGCCACACACAGGCUCUUAUUACUGGGUGCGGGAGAGUCCGGAAAAAGCACCAUUGUGAAGCAGAUGAGGAUUCUACACGUCAACGGCUUCAACGCGGAAGAGAAGAAACAGAAAAUCCAAGAUAUUCGGAAAAACGUGAAGGAUGCCAUAGUGACUAUAGUGUCUGCGAUGAGCACUUUAAUACCCCCAGUCCCGCUAGCCAACCCAGAGGACCAAUUCAGAAUCGAAUACAUCAAAAGCAUAGCACCUCUUUCUGACUUUGACUAUUCACAGGAGUUCUUUGAUCACGCAAAGAAGCUGUGGGAUGAUGAAGGAGUGAAGGCGUGCUUUGAGAGGUCCAAUGAGUACCAGCUCAUCGACUGUGCACAAUAUUUCCUGGACAGAAUUGACUCUGUAAGACAGAACGACUACACACCAACGGACCAGGACCUGCUACGCUGCCGAGUGUUAACUUCAGGGAUUUUCGAGACGAGGUUCCAAGUAGACAAAGUGAACUUUCACAUGUUUGAUGUUGGGGGCCAGAGAGAUGAAAGGAGAAAAUGGAUCCAGUGCUUUAACGACGUCACUGCUAUCAUCUUCGUGGUGGCCAGCAGCAGCUACAAUAUGGUAAUAAGGGAAGAUAAUAACACCAACAGGCUACGGGAAGCCCUGGACCUCUUCCGCAGUAUUUGGAACAACAGAUGGUUACGCACUAUAUCGGUCAUAUUAUUCCUGAACAAGCAGGACAUGCUGGCUGAGAAAGUAUUAGCUGGAAAAUCCAAAAUUGAAGACUACUUCCCUGAAUAUGCUCGCUACACCAUACCAAAUGAAGCAACUCCUGAACCGGGUGAAGACCCAAGAGUGACGAGAGCUAAGUUCUUCAUCCGGGACGAGUUUCUUCGGAUCAGCACUGCGAGUGGCGACGGCAGACACUACUGCUACCCCCACUUCACCUGCGCCGUGGACACAGAGAACAUCCGGCGGGUGUUCAACGACUGCCGGGACAUCAUCCAGAGAAUGCACCUGCGGCAGUACGAACUCUUGUGAUGGGAGACCGCCUCCGUCAGCCUUCUGUGUUUUUUCUCCACCAUUCUGCAUCCUUGACGAACCCUUCCUCCUCCUCCCUUUACUCCCUCUCCUCUCUCACCCCUCCCCCCCCCCAAAGAAACCCUCAACAACCCCUGACCACCCCUCCCGUCGAGGACUAUGAAGUACUACUGAAGUGUGUCAAAUCCUCUUCCUCUUCUUAACUUCUUAGCUUUUUGUACUUCUUCUUUUUGAGACCGAUUCAUCCCCAUUCACCGCCGUGAAAGGAAGGUUGGGGAACAAAGUUGUUGCGUGCCGCUUAUUAUUUUUUUCUUCUUUUAAUCCUUCCUUUUUGAAUGCCUUGAUUUUUGUCAUUCCACUAAGCCUUGGGCUACCUCCUUUUUUUCUUUUCUUUUUUUUAGAAAUUUUUUGCCCCUUCGUGUCCUUCUGUUUUUUUGGCUUUGUCGUUGGACCUGGACUGGUGGGUGUGGACGUGAAACACACCUACAGGACCUCAGUGUAGAGGCAGCGUGUGAGCGUGUGUGCAACGAAGAGAAGGAGGAAUGCCAUGUGAGCGAGCGCAUGCGUGUGUGUUUAUGUUUGUGUGUCACCUGCCGGUUAAAAAGCCGGCGCCACCACCAUGACCUUUGCCCCCCCCCCCCCUUUUUUGACCCCCCUCUGAUGCUUCUCCUCUCUCGACAGAGAGGAAUGGGAGGGGGAACCGAGUGGAUGAAGAGAUAAAUGCACUUUGCAUCAGGUUCCUUAAUAACUAUUUUUUUUUUGUCGUUGUUGUUGUUUUUUUUUUUUUCUCCAGAGGAAGCAUACACACAAUGUAGCAUCACAAUAUUUAUUACCCUGUCACGAUGUUAGCUUGCCGAGCUGCAGGGUGCACCGAGCAGCCGAGAGACAUGUGGAGCGAAAGAUUAAAAGUGUGAGGGGGGCAGGAAACACGAUGACACGAAGACGAAGGAUUUAAAAAUGAAGGAAAAGGGACUGAGCUCUCUGCACCUUAGCCCUGCUGCCUCCACGGACUCGGACCUGCCUCCUUUUUCCACACAAACCAUCCUUUUAGCUUAGAGAUACUGAUGGGAGGGGAGGGUGGGGGGGACAGGAGAGAAAAAUGUAUUGUUCUCUUUUUUUUUUUUUUGUUAACUUGUACACUGUGCAAGGUUGAAUUAUCCUGUACAGACUGUAAAAUGUAAUAUUAUUUUGUACAACUUAAUUGAAAGAAAAACAAAUCUACUUGUAGAUCUUUGUGCCUUGAUUAUGGCUGUACCUGUAAAUGAGCUCAGAUGUAAGUAUGUUUUCGACUGCGCUGUACAGCUUGAUGUCAAUCUCUAUCAGCAGCGGAAGACUGCGGGUAGGGGACUUUCUCUGUAGAGUUUAGUUUUUUCUGGUUUAUAAAAAAAGAGGAAAUGCUGUUUAGUAAAAAAUAAAAAAUAGGGAAAAAAUCCUAAAAACCUGUAUACAUUAUGCAAAUUAACCACUUACCUGCAGUGAAGACCAGAUGUUGCAGCGCCAUGCCUUUUUUUUUUCUUUUGUUGGUAUUAUUUUUCCUCCUUUUAUUUUUCUGUUUGUUUUGGGGUUUUUUUGUUUUGUUUUUGAAUUUCACAGCUUUAAACAAACAUUGGAAAUCCAUUGAAAGUGUCCAAAUUGCAACCUGGUGUUGUUUUAAUAAGAACCAACGUUUUUUCGAUAUGAAGUGUGUCUGAGAUCUGUACUGAUGUGCGUGCCUGUGCGCAUGUGUACAUAAAACAAACAUAGACUCACAGACGCAUUGUGUGUGUGUGUGUGUGUGCGCGUGUGUGAGGGCGAGUGAGCGUUGUGUGUAAAAUUUUAUAAAUGUAUGUACAUGUAAAUUUAUAGGUCUAUAUAAAUAUAUAUGUACAAUUAUACAUGUUUAAUUAUGUGUGUGCCUAGGUGUACAUACCUAUGUAUGUAUACGGUAAAUAUGUAUACAUACACACACAGGAAAGCAUGUUUAGAAUGGAGAUGAAUAAAUGAGAGCGUGCAAUAUUAGUGAUUCUUUGGUCCUUUGGAGCCAUACCCGAUGGCACAGGCACUAUGAAUGUGUGAGCAGCACCCAACAAGACGAGCUCUUCUCCUUGUACAAACAGCAUCAGCCUUUUCUUCUGCUACAGUACACGUCUAUCCCCGAAAGAGAGUGAACUGACUGGAGGUGCAAAAACCUUGUUUGGCCUGGGAGGAUGAUUAAAUGACAUUUUUAUUUUCUUUAAAUAAAGAGGCACAUUAGAGGA